AUGCGCCUGUCAAGUGGCCGCCGCUACACGGUCAGGUCGCUCGACGCCCUCUCCGAUGACCUGUUGAAGGAAUUCUGCCUGGACACCGACUAUAACACCUUGUCGACACGGCGCGGCACAGAGCUGGUUGACGACCCCCAUAAUGUGACUGAAGAGUUCAAGGAGCGCGUAAAGGUGACCGUCUGCGACCACCAGUAUCGCAGACAAGACCCCGACUUUGGCGAGCCAGCGUGGGACAGCCCCCUCCUCGACGCCAUCUCGCCGACGACGUUCCACCCGCAGCAGCAAAGCCCACUCUUCGGCAAGCUCAGCAGCGAGCUCCGCGACCAGGUCUUCGCCCUCGCGCUGGCCGAGCACGAAGACUGGAGCCGCGAGUACUUCGCCGACGAGGAGGCCGACCCGGCCCGCUACUGCGAGUACAUCCGGCCGGGGUGGUACGCGCCCUGGCGCGUCGACUGGGCCCUCCUCCUGACCUGCCGGCGCGCCUACCACGAGGCGGCGCACCUCCCCAUGCGGCAGGCCGUGCACAGGCUGUGUCUCGGCGCGGGGGCGAAGCCGCGCAACGACGGGCAGAAGAGCGACUACAUGUGUCUCGGCAGGGUGCGGCUCGAGGCCCUCACGAGGCAUAACCUGCAGAACGUCACGGAACUGUGCAUCCAGGCGGACCCGCAUCUCCUCACGGGCCUCGACAUCUACGUGAGCUGGUGGGAGAGCGUUGUCGGGCCAGACGCCUUCCCGAACCUCGAGUGCCUGACCCUCAUCGUCGCCUGGAACGCGUGGUUCCCCGCCGCGGAGGUGGGCGAGCUGGACCUGGAUGCGAUGUCGGCCAUGACCUGCUGGCCGGAGGUUAGGAAGCGGCUCACGCUGGAGCUCGAGGCUGGGGACGACGAGCGGGACCGUGCGCGGCUGAAGGCCCUGGUCCGCGAGAUGCGGCGCGCGUUGAGCCUCACGACCAUCAACGGCACGCCGCUGGUGCCGGCGCCCAGGUGGCGGAGCUACAGGUGGCUGUUUGAGGCGCCGGACGGGGUGCUGGGCGGCGCGUUUGCCGAGUACCGCCAUCUCAUCAACGAGGAAACCGAGAUGCUCGUUGCUGUGUGCGACUUUGUGCCGGGACGGCGGCCCGCGCUGUGGAAGGACAUUCGCGAUGAACAGGUUUACGGGGGCAGGAGGACCGGGAAUGACAUAUCGAGCAAUCCUCUGUAA
This is a messenger RNA of Purpureocillium lilacinum, 1203 nucleotides long. NCBI's taxonomy places the organism in Eukaryota, Fungi, Ascomycota, Sordariomycetes, Hypocreales, Ophiocordycipitaceae. The record is from RefSeq and is a predicted model, not a curated record.